CUUCCCUCCCUUCAUGACCUUCACCCCGCGUUCUAUCCUCGUCGCCGCUCUUCUUGCCUCUGCAAGCCAUGUUGCUGCCGUCCACUUGAAGGUCCGCGGCGAGCUUAGCUCACGAAACCCUGUCGCGUCGUCAGACUCGCUCUCCAAGAGGGACCACCUUUCUGGCUUGACAAACGGAAAUAACAUCGAUUACUACACCAAUAUCACGCUGGGAAGUAGCUCAUUUAAAGUACUUAUCGAUACUGGCAGUUCCGACUUGUACGUGGCGGGCACCGUGUCCGAUGCUGAGGAUACAGGCGAGGACGCCUCUGUCUCAUAUGCCAUUGGCGAGGUCGAAGGCCCCGUUAAAACUGCUUCGUUGACAUUCGCUGGGUACACUGUAUCAGACCAAGCCUUCAUCGAGGUAACGGCUUCGUCCGACAAUCCUUCUGGCGAAGGCUUGAUUGGCCUCGGUCCGAACUCAGGUUCUCAAGUGUAUUCAGCAUUGGGCUCGAAGUCCUCUGGCGCAGCGGUCGUGGAUCGUAUCUUUAAUCAAAAUACCUCCACCUCCAACUACAUCUCUGUUCUCCUCGGCCGUUCGGAUGACCCAGACGAUACGUUCCCCGGUGAUAUUACCAUUGGCGAGAUCAUCUCCGGAUACGAUAAUGUCACUAGUCAACCAAAGGUGGAAGUCACCUCGGCCUCGAGUUCUACGGGGCAACAUUGGCAGAUCCUCCUGGACGAAAAUGGCAUUUUGGGACCCGACGGAGAGCCCAUCAAUGUCACGACUGGAGUGUCCGGAACGUCAAACAAGAAACAGCUCACGGCCGUGUUCGAUACUGGUUUCUCGUUACCCCAAGUCCCACAGACUGUUGCGGACUGGAUUUACGGCCGUUUCGAGGGCGCUCUGUUCCAAAACUUCACUAGCACUGGUGGUCCAGUCUGGACCCUUCCGUGUACGACUGAGGUCAACCUAACAUUCCUUAUUGGCGGCCAACGUUACCCCGUGCAUCCAUUGGAUACACUCAUGGACGGCUUGAUCAGCUCCAGCGAGAAUGGUACAAAGUACUGUGUCGGAGCGUUCCAGCCCAUAACGACUGCCGCAUCGAGCAGCUACGAUGUGAUCCUUGGCAUGUCCUUCCUUCGUAAUGCGUAUUUGUUGAUCAAUUAUGGCGAUUUCCUCGAGGAUGCGACUAUCACCUCUGACCCCUACGUCCAGCUCCUCAGCGUGACAAACGGCACGGGCGACGACUCUGCCCACUCCGAUUUCGUCUCCGUCCGUCUGGACGGCGUUGACACCACCGGAGAUGAAACGCUUUCUGACACGCCUUUAUCCUCCGGCAACCCCGUUGACGGCGACGACGACGACGACAACUCCGUAAAGAGCUGGCUCGACGAGCACAGGACAUAUGUCAUCAUCGCCGGGUCCAUCGCAGCAGGUUUAUUCCUACUCGGUCUGCUUGCUAUGAUUUGGAGGUCGUGCAGGGGCCGUAGCUCGAGAGGGACGUAUGGCGCCGUCGGCACCGCUGGCUACGCUCCAGGAGGGCCAGGGUGGAGAUCCGAUGUCGGGCCGCGCGGUCGUAGCAUCAGGAGUAAUCUGGGUGCAUUUGGGGGACCGCCUGCCUAUCAGCAACUGCAUGACCCGACACCACCUGGGGAAAAUGCGUACGGGAUGCAAGGGCAGAACUACGGGCAGGGUUAUGAGAUGGAGCAAAGGCCGUACCAGAGCCCAUGGGACCAACAACACCCGCGUCACUAAGCCUGGACUGCCAGUGUCGUAUAACACUGGGGAUGAAAAACAUCAGUCAGUUGUUUCAUUUCAUUUUUUGGGGUCGAGAUUGUAUAGGUGUUUGGUUGUCUCUCGCCACUCCUUUCCUCUCUUGUAGUGUCAUGUUCGCUCAUUGCUCUCAUCUAUAACGGCUUCGCCUAACGCGGCCCACUAUUUAUACUCAACUAUCGCAAUCAUUUCCACUGGACAUUGUUACGGAAUCUUCUCUACAUCGCUGUCGUACCAUAUUACAGUAGACCCACUCGUUAUAUAUAGGCAGCGUGUAAUUGCUUACUAUCAAAUAUUCAUGGACAGGAGCUCGGUUGGAUAGGAUCUUGCACAAUUCUUAUUUUUAC
This is a messenger RNA of Stereum hirsutum FP-91666 SS1, 2103 nucleotides long. RefSeq names its product acid protease. Gene Ontology annotation, biological process: proteolysis. The transcript has 6 exons. Gene Ontology annotation, molecular function: aspartic-type endopeptidase activity. Lineage: Eukaryota; Fungi; Basidiomycota; Agaricomycetes; Russulales; Stereaceae. The record is from RefSeq and is a predicted model, not a curated record. The coding region runs from base 14 to 1738 and encodes 574 amino acids.